UUUAUGAAUAUGUAAAUAGAACAGGAAGCUACGUUUUAUGACUAAAUAGCAAUAAACCUGUUGAUAAAGUUGUCACUUCCUUGAGGACAUCAAGGACCAUCUCCUUCAGCCAUCUUUAUACUUAUUGCAAUAUUCUGGGCGUGUAAACAUUAAGAUGUCGUUUGGAAAGUCAUUUGGUCCUACAGGGACACCAGCUGUUAUUAUUGACUGUGGAACAGGGUACACCAAGAUGGGGUAUGCCGGUAACACAGAACCACAGUUCAUUGUGCCAUCAGCCAUUGCUGUAAAAGAAUCGGCAUCAGUAGGAGAUAAAGCUAUACAACGACUUGGUAAAGGGGUGGAGGACCUCGAUUUCUUUAUUGGCGAUGAAGCUUUGAGUGCAACAUCAUACAGUGUAAAGUGGCCAGUUAGACAUGGUAUUAUUGAAGACUGGGAUUUAAUGGAGAGAUAUAUGGAACAAGUGAUAUUUAAAUACCUCAGAGCAGAACCAGAGGAUCAUUACUUUUUACUGACAGAACCUCCACUUAACACACCAGAAAAUAGAGAAUACACAGCUGAAAUAAUGUUUGAGUCAUUCAAUGUACCGGGAUUGUAUAUUGCUGUACAGGCUGUGUUAGCAUUGGCUGCCUCAUGGACCUCACGACAAGUAGGGGAGAGAACUCUAACAGGAACAGUGAUAGAUUCUGGGGAUGGUGUUACCCAUGUUAUUCCAGUAGCUGAAGGAUAUGUGAUAGGUAGUUGUAUAAAACACAUUCCCAUUGCUGGGAGAGAUAUUACAUAUUUUAUUCAGCAGUUAUUACGAGAAAGAGAAGUUGGCAUUCCACCAGAACAAUCAUUAGAAACAGCAAAAGCAAUAAAAGAAAGAUAUUCCUAUGUGUGUCCAGACAUAGCUAAAGAAUUUGCCAAAUAUGAUGCUGAUCCAUCUAAAUGGAUGAAGAGAUUUGAAGGCAUGAAUAGUAUAACAAGACAACAGUUUGCUGUAGAUGUAGGCUAUGAAAGAUUCCUUGGGCCAGAAAUUUUCUUCCAUCCAGAGUUUUCAAAUCCAGACUUUAUAACACCUAUCUCAGAAGUUGUAGAUACAGUUAUACAAAAUUGUCCUAUAGAUGUCCGGAGAGGUCUUUAUAAGAAUGUUGUCCUAUCUGGAGGAUCAACGAUGUUUAAAGAUUUUGGUAGAAAAAUGCAGCGUGAUGUGAAGAGAGUCGUAGACGCAAGAUUAAAAGUUAGCGAAGAAUUGAGUCAAGGAAGAAUUAAGCCAAAACCAAUAGAUGUACAAGUGAUCACACAUCAUAUGCAGAGAUAUGCCGUAUGGUUUGGUGGUAGUAUGCUGGCGUCUACACCUGAAUUUUACAAAGUGUGUCACACAAAAGCUGACUAUGAUGAGUAUGGACCAAGCAUUUGUAGACAUAACCCAGUGUUUGGUACAAUGGCAUAACAUACAAACAAAAUACUAGGACUAUUUUAAAAUUGGACUGUAAUUGGAAGAAACUUUUGUUGGAGACUUUAUUCAAAAUAAGUAUAAAAAACAUUGCUAGACCUUUGGACAUUCUGCUUCAUGGAACACAUUAUACCAACCAGUAGGACUUAUUUCAAAGUGGUUACAAUUGAGCAAAUGUGAUAUCAUUCAACAUUAUAGAAAUGUUAUGACCAACAUUGAAGUGUAACAUAUUCAGAUUGGGGGAAUAUAUAAAUAUAUACAUGUAUAUGUAAAGCUCCUUCAUUGUGAUUUGGGAAUUAAAAUGAUGUAAAUUGAUGUAAGAUAUUUUUCAAACAAAUUUGAUGUAUAUCUGGUAUUAUCGCUAUUUUGUGCAUUUUUCCUUUGAUCUUUUUUUGUGAUAAUUUUCAUAUCAUGCUUCUCGCUUGAUAUGGACAAAUUAUUGCUAGAAACUAAGGAGCCACGUGGCGUUGCUAACAAAAUUGACAUUGAAAUUGACAACGUCAUCACAGGUAAAAUAGCGAUAAACAGAUUAUCAUUGGUCAUCUCAACUCGAUUGCUUUUCUCACUUUUGCUGUACCAGCUCAAGCGAGAAAAUAAAUCUCGUUGAGAUAAUCAACGAUAAUCUAUAAUUACUGCAUUAAAAUAUCAGACUUCAAUCGGAUAAACAAAAAAAUAAUUUAAAAACAUUGUUAUUGUUUUUUCUUUCUAUUUUUUUGAAAAUUUAUACUUCAAUAUUGUUGAUAUGGGCAAAAAGGAUUUAGAAGGAAUUAAAAAUGAUUUUAUAUGUCUCUAUAGCAAGAGAACAAAUUUGAUUGGUGCAGAUUAUGACAUUGUGCUUUCUUUAUUUUUACAACCAUGAAUUGUUCAGUGUAUUGUGGAUUCUUUUAUUAUCAAGGGGUACCUGUUAUCAUGGCCUGAUGAAAACAAAUGUUUAAAUGGUUCGUAAAUCCUUUUUUUUUUCAAACAAAAAACCAAUGACAUGAAUAUUCAUCAACCUGACAUGAAUAUUCAUUAAACUGACAGUGGUAGAUCCAGAAAUUUUCAUAAGUGGGGGCCCGCUGCUCCAUUCAUGCUUCAGUGAUUCCCUAUAUACAUGUAAGCAACCAAAUUUUUUCCCAAAAAGGGUACCCCCCUAAAUCCGCCUCUGUCUGAUAUGAAUAUUCAUGAAUCUACCAUAUUGCCUAGUUAUUAAAAUUAAAGCAAAGAGGUAUCUAAUGGAAGGUAGAGCCUUAACGUUUUUGGUGCCUCUCUUUUUUUCCAUGAAUGUUUGAUAGUGUGUGACAGGAAUGAAUGAUUUUUGUCAUGUUUGUUUUUAUGCAAGAGGUCAAAGGUUAAUAAAUAUAUUUACAAUCUGAUCAUUUUUUUCAUGAAAGUUUUUGUAGGAAAAAUAUAACUGGAGAAAUGGAAGAUCAUGAUUCAAAAUGUUUUUGAACAAAUAUGAAGAAGUUGCCAUUGAUAUUUUUCAUAGAAUGUGAUUUAUAUAAAAAUUAUGUCUUUUUCUGUUGAUAUUUUUACACUAUAAAUGAACAUUUUGAUAUUUUUAUUGAAAUGGAUUGAGGAAACCAGUGUAAAACCAGUCAAUCAAAGCCUCUCUAUGACAUCAGUGAUUUAAUGAAUUUUAAUGUACAUGUACAAAUGAUGUACUUUACAUAUAAAUGGAAAUUAAAUUCUGGCGCCAAUAUGUACUGUAUAACAUUGUGAUCAUAACUCUUUGUAUUUAUUUCUGUAUAAACUGUGAUUUAUAAGAAAUUAUCCUUUAAAUUGAUUAGCAUAUAACUCUGAACUCUCUCAUUAGCAUAUUUCUCCGAACUCUCUGAUUAAUAUUGUCAAGUUAUUAAAUACAAAAUGUGAUUGAUGAAAAAUAUUUUUCAAUUUAGACUAAACUGUAGUAUGUAUAGAGCUUACAGCCCUGGUGCUAUUUAAAAGAAGAUAGAAUAUAUGUGCAGUGUUUGAAUGCUUCAUGCAUAGAAGGGUUUUAUUACAAGACUUGCUUUGUAAAAUUCUGAUAAUACUUAAAUACUGGUACCAUACAACACAAAGAUAACUUACUGUUCUCUAAAUUACUCUUUCAAGGAGUUAACAUGCAGUGACCUAUUUUCAUAUUACCGACUUUUGACUCAAGAGUUUAUUCUUUCGACAGGAUACCUAUUCUUUGGUAAGACAUCUAGUACCCGGUUAAGUAAGAGCAACCAAAAGACGAAAAAUCAAGCAUUCAAUCAGUAUGAUUUUGGAAGGAAUGAAUUAUUCAAUAUUUUCUAUAUUCAUUCAAAAUAAUUAAAAAAAAACAGUAAACUUUCCCCCCAAAUGCAACGAAUAUAUAUUUGAUUUUACUUCUUUUGGGUACUGUUACCUGACCGUAUUUAAAACCAGUGUAAGAUUAAAGAACCACGAAAGAAAGCAUUUAAUUUUAGAAAUUCUACUCUACUCAUGUACGCAGCCAAAGUAAAGUGUAUAUUGUUUAUGGAUUGUAAAACUCAAAUACAUAUUAUGUACCAACAGAACAAAUGUUUGCUUGUUAUUUAAGAGGAGUCAGAAUUAUGCAAUUUUAUAUAUAAAAAAAUAAUUGUAAAAAUGAAAUUAUGAUGUAAUUAUAUUAAACUUUUUAAUUAAAAUCAUAAAAUAUUUAUAAA
Mytilus trossulus (common blue mussel) is the source of this 4065-nucleotide messenger RNA. Its product is annotated as actin-related protein 3. Gene Ontology annotation, cellular component: Arp2/3 protein complex; actin cortical patch. Gene Ontology annotation, molecular function: actin filament binding. The transcript is spliced from 11 exons. The record is from RefSeq and is a predicted model, not a curated record. Gene Ontology annotation, biological process: Arp2/3 complex-mediated actin nucleation. NCBI's taxonomy places the organism in Eukaryota, Metazoa, Mollusca, Bivalvia, Mytilida, Mytilidae. Bases 155 to 1432 code for a protein of 425 amino acids.